Messenger RNA from Neurospora crassa OR74A, 507 nucleotides. RefSeq lists its product as hypothetical. Bases 202 to 507 code for a protein of 101 amino acids. The record is from RefSeq and is a predicted model, not a curated record. NCBI's taxonomy places the organism in Eukaryota, Fungi, Ascomycota, Sordariomycetes, Sordariales, Sordariaceae. The transcript is spliced from 2 exons.
CCAAAGGCGCAAACCAACCAAACUACCUGAAACUAACCCCCCCCUUCCACACAAACGAUGUGGAUGAAAGUCGUAGCCGCAGUCGCAGCCGAACAGCUCCUUCCCCUUGAAACUGCGUCAUUGUCUCAACAGGGUGAAUUUUCAGUCAUGAUGCCCCUCCCAGUGCGACUCCAGCUCUCCAAAGCGCUCUGACUCUGCACAAUGUCACCGCGGCGUCGUCUUCACCUGGGACUUAACCAUCCAACUCUCAACCCAUCACCAGGGUAUGACCCUGCUAAUCCGGGACCGAUACAAUACCACGCCUUCUUUCGCGCUUCCAUCAUGCUUCCAAACAUGGCAAGCGAAAGUCACCAGAUAAAACUUGACAAGCUGAGGCUGCUAAGCUGGAUGCCCAAUGGAAGGAAGGGUAGCUUGGGGUGGGUUGCAGACAUCAUGUCAUUCUGCAUUGACAUCUCGUACCUGCGUGAACAUGAACUUGCUAAAGCGUAUAGGCCCAAGAGGUUGUAG